AUCGUCUGGAUCAACGUGCGACUUCAAGUGGUGAAAACGGAGGGGAAUUCGUGCCCCAGUGCUUCGGUCGCUCUCUCGCUACCCUGUCGAACCACUACUGCGUUUCGCUGGGUGCGGGGCCUCUGUGGUGCUCCUGAUGCCCCCCAUGCACCAAUCAAGCGGUCCGCUAAUGACCAGUCGGGUGGACAGUGCGUGGGGAGUGCGAAGUCAGCACACCCGAUCGUCGUUUCAGGCUCUCAAUCAGCGCUGAACCUUGAGAAGGAGAAUUCUGCAGGUCCUUUAUGGAUAACGUUCCGUGUACGAAACUCAGCCCAUGUUUUGGAAGCGAUGCUGCUUGACCGUAAACUGGUGCUGCCGCUACCAGAAGAAGGCCUACCGGAAGGCUCAAAGGAGGCCGUCACCGAGCUGUUGGAGUUCGCAGAGGAGCAGCUCAAAGCGACUGAAGUAAUCGUGUCUCUCGCGAAGGAUCGCCAGGAUCGCAUGGUCAUCAUCAGGACCUUAAUGUAUCUCGGUUUCGAAGCUCUGGCACCAGACAGCCCCUUGCUUCCGCCGGAAACUGUGGAUCCCAAUCAUUACUUCAUGUGCUAUUCGAUUUAAAACCACCCUCCUAUCAUUUGUCCGCUAGGCGUCAUGUAGCCGCUCCAUUCAACACUUGUAUUCGACAAGGAUGAAAUUCAAUUCCCCGACGAUGCUUCCUUUGUGCGACUCUGAAUGCUUCAUAACUGCAAGAGAGCUUGAAAAUCUCAUCCACUCUUAACCGGAACAGAAUCUGUACACGGAAUAUCUCCCUCAAUCUAAUAUCCUAUUGGAGUGAUAUGUUUGUAGUGCAGAUAGACGACAUAUCUUCAAUAACGACGACGACGACUCUGCAAGCACCAUGGAACAGUUGGUUUCAUGACACCCGACAUGAUCUUAAGUCGACCGACUUGAAAAGUUGAUCAUCUUUUUCCUUACUUCGUUGCUUACACUUUAUAAUAUCAGAGAGAAAAUAAAGAUCCAACCGUAUUAAAGAAA
This is a messenger RNA of Galendromus occidentalis (western predatory mite), 1014 nucleotides long. RefSeq names its product Ornithine decarboxylase antizyme (gene Oda). Gene Ontology annotation, cellular component: cytoplasm; nucleus. The annotation marks the transcript as partial. Gene Ontology annotation, molecular function: ornithine decarboxylase inhibitor activity. Lineage: Eukaryota; Metazoa; Arthropoda; Arachnida; Mesostigmata; Phytoseiidae. Gene Ontology annotation, biological process: positive regulation of protein catabolic process. The transcript has a single exon. The record is from RefSeq and is a predicted model, not a curated record.